Cyanistes caeruleus (blue tit) is the source of this 2881-nucleotide messenger RNA. The record is from RefSeq and is a predicted model, not a curated record. NCBI's taxonomy places the organism in Eukaryota, Metazoa, Chordata, Aves, Passeriformes, Paridae.
UGCACCCCCGGUAACGCCGGCGGUAGAAAACCGCGUUCCCCGCGGCCUCUGGUUUUUGAUGUGUUUAUCGAGGCCCCCGGUGUUUGUUGUUGCAGGGGCGCUGAGGUCCGGGCUGUUGGGUAACGCCAGGUGUCCCCGAACCCGCCUGGGGCAGCCACACGCUGCGUGUGGGCACAGGGAUGCAGCAAGAACGCCGGGCUGAGGAAAAGUUUGAAUUGUAGUGAUAACGCGGAAUUUUUCUAUAUCAGUAGAUUUAUAAAAUAUGCUUAGUUUCAAGGGACCCACAAGGAUCACCGAAAUCCGAUUCCUGGCCCUGUACAGAACAGCCCUAAGAAUCGCACCGUGUGUCUGAGAGUUGUCCUAAAGCUCCUCGAGCUUGUCAUGCUCGGGGCCGUGACCCCAUCCCUGGGGAGUCUGUUCCAGUGACCAUCGCCCUCUGGGUGAAGAGCCUUUAAUAUCCAGCCUAAACUUCCCCUGGCACAGCUUCAUCCUGUUCCCUCGGGUAUUGUCACUGGUCACCAGAGGGCAGAGAUCAGCGCCAUAAAAAACUUGCAUACUUGCUAGUUCUCUCCAUGAAAUAUUUUAACAGAGUAACACUGAUAGAAAAAUGAAAACAAAAAAAAUAUUUUGAUUUAAAAAAAUACCUCAUGAUUCGUGCCCAUGGUAAAAGAGUUGAAGGUGUCUUCUCUGUAGUGCACUUGUAAUUAAAAGUAAAUUGUAAAUGUACGCCAUUGUUUUUGGUCACAGUAAAUAAAUGUACUUUAUUCUGAAUUUGCUAUGUUUGCACGCUUUAAGGUUCCGUGGCACGUGGGAAUUCAUUGAGAUUGAGACGUUCUCCAGAAGUGCAGCAGGGCUGAAGACGCUUUGUGUCUGUGUUUCGCAGGGCCUGGGUUUCCGUCCCCCCGCGCACUCGCACAGUGACUGGAUCGGGCCCCCGGACAAGCACUCCAACCUGCGCCCCAUCAUCUUCUACGUGCCCCCCGAGGAGUCGGCGCUGGAGCGGCGGCUGCGGGAGGCGCGCCAGGAGGCCCAGGCCAGCAACCAGCGCUUCUGGGCACGGCACAACCUCGCCUUCUGCCAGGAAAAAGAAGAAUUUAUUUAUUCAAGACUGAAAGCCAAGGGUCUGGAAAUGAGAGAUGAAUCAGGUCAAAAAGCAACACUGAAUGCAGAAGAAAUGGCUGACUUUUACAAGGACUUUCUAACUAAAAAUUUUAAAAAGCAUUUGCAGUAUAACAGAGAUUGGUAUAAACAUAACUUUAGGAUCACAUUCCUCAUGGGACAAGUAGCACUGGUGAGAGCUCUGAGGUGGCUUCGUCGGAGAAAGAAAAAUGUAGAACAGUAAUCACGGCUCCAUGAAGAAUGCAAUACUAUAUGCUAUAAACUUGUGGUUUAUAGUAAUGUUCAAAAUCUGAAUGGUUGAUGCAAUAAUUACUUGAAUUUGUUUGUAAAACUAUGUAAAUAAAAGUCAACACUAGUCUUAAUUUAUAAUCAGUGUGUAGAUUUCCUUUACCCUUUAUUCCAGGAAUAUCUAAAAUAUUUCUCCACCAAAACACAAGCAAGAAGACUUUCAAAAACUGUUCCUUGUUCAUGUCAGAUGGAAUGGGUAAUUAUGGUCUUGUUUUUACUGUAGAGUUAUGGCUGCUAAAUAAUAUGAGAUUCAGUGUGGUGUAUCUGAACUCUGGUCUCAGAAUGGUGUCUCCACUAAUUAUGUUAGUAUACAAAGACAAAAAUGCCUCAUUUUGCAGCAGUUGCCUGUCUGGGGCAGUAGCUAUCUAUAAGUAAUACAAAAUAGAUGAAGGAACAAAUUUGAUCUGUGAUUAUAUAGACAAUCAAUUUAGAAUAAUCCUCUGCAGUGUGAUUAUUUGCUAUUUUUAAUAAAGAUUUAAGAUCAUUAUUUCAUAUGAAGUCUAAUGCAUUAGGAUCUUCUUUGAUUUUUUUUUUUAAUCAAGAGAAAUGUGCCUUCCUUGGACAAGAGCUCCUCUGGUCCAUGAUUGGUAAAUGUUUUAGUUGCUGAGCUAUUUAAAUGUGCUGCCCAUCAUUUAAUCUUGGUAGAAGACAAAACUGGUAACUCCUCUAUGGAAAACAACAUUACAAAAAGUAUGCACUGUUUUCUCCUGGUUCAUUUCUUCCAAAAAAAUGUGCCAUUCUCAUCAGUUUCUCCAAGGCACUGAAAACAACUUGCCCGAGGGUUGUUUUUGUGGCCUCUGUGUAAGUAACAUCAAUUGGAAGGAGCAUGGUUCAAGUCCUAAAAUGUUAUGCCAGGUAUUUUUAAUUUAAAAGAAGUCUCAUGCCUCACUAUCUUCGCUCUGUCCAUUUAUACAAUUAAUUUUUUUAUUUUUUUUUAUCCAGUACCUACUAAGAGGAUUCUGUUAAAAAGAAUGUGUGCUGUCAGAUGAAGUGUUUUCUUAAAGCUGUCCUGUAGGGAAGGUUCUGCUUUUGGAAACAUCAUCUCAGUAGCCAUUGACCUAUUUUUUAUAUCUAAACAUGACAUGAUUUAUUCACAGACUUUUUCAACUGGAGCAAAAAGAGCUUUGUCCACAGCAACUAUAAUAAUUUCUCUGCAAAAUUAAAUAAAUGUUACUGAUACAGUAGCAGAUCAGUGUUUCAUACAACUAUUAUAUUAUUGGGGCUGAAGUGGCUACUGAAUUGUGAUUUUAAUUGUUAUUAAUAAAUGAAAGCGGUCAUUAAUGGUGUUUGCUGAGAUAAUAGCCAACACUUUGAAAAUAUUUGUGAAUGUUACACUGCAUCAGUACUGUAAAGGAUAUAUAUUUAUUAAAAAUUUACAGAAUGCCAUGUUUAGGAAAAUAAAUCUUUGAAAUAGACUACUGUGGGUAUGUAAUAUAAUUCUUCAGGGCUUUCCAAUAAAUCAUCUCUUACAGUA